UCUCUCAUCGAGAUAUCAUGAAUGACGAAGCAAAAACUGUGAUUGAACAGUUAGACCAGGCACGUGAUUUGGGCUUUUCAGACCCAGUUUUGUUUCCUCAGGUCGUAAAGCAAAUCUUAAACCUUGUCAAUAAUCCCAAUCCAGACAUACAAGCAUGGUGCGCCAAAUUUUUGAAGGAUGCUUUUACCAAAAAUGACGCCCUUGUGUCUCCCGCAGUGAAGGUUGAUUUGGCGAUUGACACGUUGCCUCAUUUGAAUUUUUUAGCCAGCAUUCGGAAUCUCGAGGUGUUCAAAAAUGUUAUUGAUGUCAGUGUGAUAGUGUUCAAGCUUACCUUCAGAUUUGUUGCAGAGAAUGAUGGCAGCAGUAAUGUCUGGGCGGGAGUUAAUGAGCUUAAAAACAACUUAGUAGCAAAAUAUGACACUCAGUUUCCUUUUGAACUGUCUUUUGACCGCGAACACGAUGCUUUUCGCAAUGUCGAUUGCAAGCUCGAAUUGUUAAAGUUUGUGAUGACUGUCAUAGACUAUCAGCUGCGGUCUAAUUCGAACAAAUUUUAUUCUUUAGCCCGUGUUAAUCCACAUCAUACUCUUAUCAAAACUGCGUUGAUGGAAAGUGAAGCAACGACAUUGUUGGAUGUUGUCUUAAAGACUCUCAAGAACGACAUUCUCGUCACCCCUUUGGUAACCGCUACCUUCAACCAUUUGUCCGUGUUGGUACGCAGAAAGCGCCAGUAUAUGGAUCAUAUUAUUCCAGUCCUAGAAGCUUUUGACUCCACAAAAAAAUUGCAAUCAAAUUACGAGUCACUAGAGUCGUUCAAAUUAUCUAGAAAGUAUGUUGAUCGCACCUUACGGAUUCUCUUCAACUACAUGUCUAAACUCCAAUUGAUUCCAUCUAAGUACCAGGGCGCUAUUGGUAGAAAACUUGCUAUACUUACUGCAAGAGGAGAUGAAAUAAGAAAAAAGAACAUUAUCAUGGAGAAGCCCACAGAUGCUUCCAUCAAAAAAAGAAAAUUUGAGGGAUUCCAGAACCUGUCCAAGAAAUUAAAAUCUGUGGACUACAAAAACCUUUACUGUUUAACAGAUAUAAGUCAUGAUCUCAAUAACUUUGAUCUUUCUACCAUCCCACAAAACAUACUCGUUACCAUGGCACUCACUGCGUUAAAUCGUGCAUCCACGCCAAAGCUCGCAAAGGCUUUGGAGAUCAUUGGUGCGCGGUACACUAAUGCUAUUAAAGAUCUUGCAGAGAUCGAUCCCUCAGUCAAAAGGGAACUCGAACAAGAUGAGGACGAAAAAGAAGCUAAGCGCGAAGAAGAUUAUGGGCCUGAAACAAAUUAUUCGCUACCCCCACCCAAAACCCUUUCAUUUCAGCAAAAGAAGGAGCAUAUAAGUUUGAUCGUGAAAAAUUUCUUUGAGCUCGCUAAGAAGAAGAAUCCAUCGGGAAAUAAUCUCGGUACGCAGGUCAAUGGAAACGGAAGUGAAGCAUUGACAAAGGUGGUCUUUAAUACUUGGAAGGAAGACUCGUGGUUGGUUCUUCUAACGAGAUUGGCUACAAGAGGUAUGCACACUGUGGACUCAAAGUCGGCAAAUUCACCGGAGAGUACAGAAUCAGAGCAAUUAAGCGAUAUCAUUCGAAAAGCAUUGUUCGACUAUUUCUUGGAAAAUAUACACGAGAGGAUUGAUCCAGUAAUAGAGUGGCUAAAUGAGGAGUGGUAUAACGAAAAAGUCGUCAAUGAGCAGAAAUUGAGGGAUGAAAAAACUGAGAUGCUUACGAAACAGUACGAAGAUAAUCCGCUGCUGGUGACAGAUUUGGAGCAGCUGAUUCGUGAUGCAGUCAACGAAACAGAAGUUGAAACUCCCAUUUACGAUAAAUGGGGUCAGCAAGUUUUGUAUGCCAUGAUUCCGUUCUUAGAACCGACUGACAGAAAAGUUUUUCUUCGUCUUUUGAGUGAUUUACCUAGUCUUAAUAAGACAAUGAUUGAGGGUAUAAAGUCAUUGUGUGCGGAUCCUGCUCGGUCUAAGCUUGGAUUCUUAGCUUUACAGUUCUUGAUCAUGUAUCGUCCCCCUGCCAAAAAGGCCUGUUUGGAUGUGCUUAAAGACUUGACUGAGGGUGACCAAGAAGACUUGAAAGCUGAGGCUCAAACUUUGCUUGAUAAAUAUAAGUAGAUCUUCUUCUUUGUAUAGCUGCUGACAUAGAUACCGAUGGUAAUGUAAGAUUACUCCAGCCAUUCACACACACUCUUAAAGUUCUCAAACUUCAAGAAACAAAAGAACAGAAUACAAUCGGCACUUCUGCU
Metschnikowia bicuspidata var. bicuspidata NRRL YB-4993 is the source of this 2290-nucleotide messenger RNA. RefSeq names its product RNA-processing protein. Bases 18 to 2159 code for a protein of 713 amino acids. Gene Ontology annotation, cellular component: mRNA cleavage and polyadenylation specificity factor complex. NCBI's taxonomy places the organism in Eukaryota, Fungi, Ascomycota, Pichiomycetes, Serinales, Metschnikowiaceae. The transcript has a single exon. The record is from RefSeq and is a predicted model, not a curated record.